GUUUAGUGAGAUAUAAAGAAGAAUUGCUUUCGUAAGAACUCAAAAUCCUUGUUAACAUCGAAAAUUACGUUUGCACUACAACGUGCAGUCUAAAGCAUUGACAAAAUGACGAGGAUAAAUAUGAAAUUUGCAAUUAUGCUUAUUAUGGCGUUAUCGAGUGCAGAGUUGAAGUUACUGGACAACGCAUUGUUUUCGAGAGCAUUGUUCGAUUAUUUAUUUCCUAAGGAUCUCGAAAUAGUGAGAGUAAGAACUUUGGAAGAAACUAAAAAAGGACAAGGCGUGAAAAUACUGGAUUUUAUCGGUUUGAUAACGAGAUAUGGAUACCCUGCCGAGGAGCACUAUGUUAGAACAGAGGACGGUUACAACUUGAAGAUACAUAGAAUACCCUGUAGUCCACUGUCUAAUAACAAACAAAACAAGGAAAUUGUAUUUAUGCAACACGGCUUUAUUUCUUCAUCCGACAGUUGGGUACUGCAUGGUCCUGACAAAGAUCUUGCGUUUCUUUUGGCUGAUCGAGGAUACGAUGUGUGGCUUGGAAAUAUCAGAGGGAAUACGUACUCUAGAUCGCACGUGAAGAUGUCUCCUCGAAAUGCUGAUUUCUGGCAAUUUAGUUAUCAUGAGAUAGCGACGAUAGACCUGCCAAAUAUGAUCGAUUAUGCACUUAAUUACACCGGAAAGGAAAAGCUAUACUAUAUCGGUCAUUCUAUGGGAACUACUAUGUUGUACGUCCUUUUAUCUACGAGACCCGAAUAUAACACAAAAAUAAAAUUAGGAGUAUGUCUCGCUCCAAUUGCCUUUUGGAAUGAAGUAUCUCCUUUUAUGCAACAGAUUGUUAAUAACUGGCUAAAGUUAACGAAAUUACUUAACAACAACGAAGUGCAUGAGAUAUUUGCUUUAUCGGCGAAAUCUAUUGCAAGAAAAGAAGUAUUUUGCUCAGAAAAGUCGGAAGUACAAGCUAUUUGUAUCGCAUUAAUGUUCUUAUUCGCAGGAUCCGAUCCGCAGCAAGUUAACAUCACAGCAAUACCGGAGAUACUUACCUAUUAUCCAACCAGUGCUUCUGUAUUGUCACUGGAUCAUUAUGUUCAAAAUAUUAUUAUAAACGAUUUUCGAGAACGCGAUCCUGGGUAUCCCCAUAAUCACAGAUACAUAAUGUCUAAACCAUAUGAAGUUGAAAAAAUUACUGCACCAUUAGCUUUAAUUUAUGGAGCCAACGACGCGCUUGCCACGAAAUCGAAUGUCCUAGAAAUAUACAAGCGAUUGCCCAACAUUAUUCUGUUUGAGGAAAUUCCAUAUAAAUUGUUCACCCAUUUCGAUUUCUUAUGGGCCAUCGACGCGAGAAGUAUUUUAUACGAUCAUGUGAUAGACAUAGUGGAUGAAUUUGAAGCUAAACAACCAAGCAGGAAUUUAUUUUGAACGUAAAAUAAGUCCUCAAAGUUACAUAGGAAUUAUUACAUGAUAUGAAGUAUUAUUUAGUUUUUGUAGAAAACACUAUUAUUAAAACAAACAAAUAAUUAUAACAAACAACAAUACCUAUCAAAAUAAAUAAAAGAAUUAUAAUAAAUAAUAAA
This is a messenger RNA of Odontomachus brunneus, 1568 nucleotides long. RefSeq names its product lipase 3-like. The transcript has 8 exons. NCBI's taxonomy places the organism in Eukaryota, Metazoa, Arthropoda, Insecta, Hymenoptera, Formicidae. The record is from RefSeq and is a predicted model, not a curated record. Gene Ontology annotation, molecular function: hydrolase activity, acting on ester bonds. Gene Ontology annotation, biological process: lipid metabolic process. The coding region runs from base 106 to 1413 and encodes 435 amino acids.